Messenger RNA from Trichoplusia ni (cabbage looper), 1207 nucleotides. RefSeq names its product ubiquitin-fold modifier 1 (gene Ufm1). Bases 230 to 1159 code for a protein of 309 amino acids. The record is from RefSeq and is a predicted model, not a curated record. NCBI's taxonomy places the organism in Eukaryota, Metazoa, Arthropoda, Insecta, Lepidoptera, Noctuidae. Gene Ontology annotation, cellular component: nucleus; cytoplasm. Gene Ontology annotation, biological process: protein K69-linked ufmylation. The transcript has 3 exons.
GCACCUGAGAUUGACAGUAUGUGCAUACGUCAAAUAUAAACGUCAUAAUCAGAUCGUGCAAGUUUGCGAAAAUAGUGGUUCUGGUUUUGUAAUUUUCGUGUCUAGUCUAGUGUUUUCUAGAAAAAUGUCGAAAGUAACUUUCAAGAUCACGCUAACUUCUGACCCAAAACUGCCGUUCAAAGUAUGCUGAUUGGUGCAGGUCUCUACGUUGAAGUUACACGGGUUUAAAAUGGAUACAGCUAUAGUUCAACAGUUUCUGAGCUUCUUCCAAGACUAUAUAAACUUGUGUCAGUCAGAUAACUGGCCUGACAAUGACACAACAGUGACUGAAUUAAGAAAUGCUUUUUUAAUAUCACAACAUGUUGAAAAGUGUCUUGAUAAACUGCAGAAGCGUAACAUUAUCAGUGAAUUUUUAAGUGUUUUAAAUAGUUAUGAUGAGACAUCUAACAGUCUCCUUAAGAAUUGUCUAACUGACCCACCAAAAUACAUUUUGAAGAAAAUCAUUAACUCCAACACAAAAAUAGAUCAAAUGGACGCUGGUUUUAAGUUAUUCCUUGAGAUAUUCUCUGAGGAAAAAUUAGAAAACUGCUUAACUGAAUUAAUGUUAGAAGUAGCUUCGAAGGAAACUCUCUUGAAAAAUGUCUCACGUAACAUACCAAAGGAUAAACUACUUGAAUUCAAAUGUAAAGUCAUGUUAUCUGAACUAAAUGCUUGUCCUACUGCAAUACCAAAUCUGUUCCAUGACUGUAAACAGGAAACCAUAGAGCUAUUUGUUUUAUGUUUAAUAAGCAAAGACCCUAAAUAUAUACAUGCUGUCAAAUCACUAGCAGACUGCUUUUUAAACAUAGUUGUAAGCAAAGAGGCCGUACACCAAAAGUUUUGGAGAUUAUUAUUCAAAGUUGAUGAUAGGUAUUUAAUUGAAAUGUGUAUGGAAAAUCCUGAUAUUUUUAUGUACAUUGUGGAAGCUUUAGCAGACUGUGGGAAACUAGUCCGGGAAGGAAUGUCCUCGGAAUCAUUUUAUAUUAACCUGAAUCAGUAUGAACUGUGUAGUGUUGUCCAACGUUUGUGUAAACAUGACGCCUUAAAGUCACAGUUUUUUAACUUAGUCAAGGAUUAUGAUAGUGACAUAAUGUUUUGGGAAAAUAUGUUGUUAAGUUAAUACAUUAGUUUCUAAUUUUUUUUUAUUAUAUUUUUAUAAGAUCCUUGA